AUGGCAUCUUCAAAGAAAUUUGUUGUGGGUUUCGUGAUGGUGCUUUUGGUGGUUUCACUUUUGCAUCAAACAGAAGUUGAUGCCCAACACAAUAAUGGGCAUUUUAAUGGACUGGAUCAUCAAACUCUGACGUCAAUUAAGGCGGCUCAAACGAACCAGUUUGUGGAUCAGAAUCACGAUGAUGAUAGCAAUGAUCAAGGAGAUGAUGAUUUCAACCCAGAAGUAUCUGAGAGGCAGUCUGAAUUGUUACCGGAAAAUACAAGCGGUCUCAUCGGUUUUAACAUCGAAGGUGUAAGGACAUCGUUCGAGGUUAUUUCAUCGACCAAGAUGUGGAGGGGCGAGGAUCAUGUUCGAUCCCCAGAUGAAGUUUCAGAAGUACCAGAUUACGGUGAAUGGUCUAACCUUGUAAGUGUCAAAUUUUUCAUAGUGGGGGGAGGGGUGGUUUGUGACCAACAGGAAAGGUGA
Oldenlandia corymbosa var. corymbosa is the source of this 465-nucleotide messenger RNA. The record is from the annotation of a GenBank genome assembly. NCBI's taxonomy places the organism in Eukaryota, Viridiplantae, Streptophyta, Magnoliopsida, Gentianales, Rubiaceae.